Molecule: messenger RNA, 1727 nt
Organism: Pocillopora damicornis (cauliflower coral)
Lineage: Eukaryota; Metazoa; Cnidaria; Anthozoa; Scleractinia; Pocilloporidae
Source: RefSeq, a predicted model, not a curated record
GUUUAUAUGUGACGCUUGUUAAGUCCAACAUUAACAACUGAAACGAUGAUUUUACAGAAAGGCAAGGUAAGGGCCGGGGAGAUCAAAGUACAGUGGGCAACAAAUCUCUCUGAUCAUCAAUUAAAAUCAUUGUCAAGUCUCCGCAUCUCGUCGGCGAAGUGUCAGGGAAUGAAACUAUCGUUGGAACCAGGUCAGAUUGCCGAACACGCCUCGUUUCCACGACACUGAAGGGCAGAACGAACUUCAAGACAUCUACACGGAUUAACUUUGUUCCAUCGUAAAUCAUAAGGAACCACUCGUCUCAAGUAUUCUCAAGAGCGUUUGUAAAUAGUCUUAAGAUGACUUCUACGACUUGUCUCACAGCUCUCGCUCUGUUGACAAUCUCUUCCACUUUGGCAGCUUUAGCGGAAAGUGACAGGGAUAUAAACAGCUCAGAGGCAAGAAAUGAUAUCACGGAACCCGGUUCGACGAAAAAGAAGACCCCAAAAUGCAGAGAAGACCGAGAUUGUCAAAAAGGCCAGAUAUGCCACACAUUUUUAAAUGUUUGCUUUGUUAUGCCUCAAGAGAAAAGCAGAAUGAAACUGAAGGUGGAAAAAAAGCCAACCAUCCCUUGCAAAAGUGACAAAGACUGCGGCAAAAGUCAGUCUUGUCACGCCCUUUUUGGAUGUGUGGAUAAUCCUCAUAUUCCUGCGACAGUCACGACUGCACCCCAGAUAAGGGUACCCAAGUGCAAAAACAGUACUGAGUGCCCUGAUGGCCAAUAUUGCCACGACUUCUUCAACUUGUGCCUACCAAACCUCACAAUAUUCUUCGAAACAACGGCUUCUCCACCACGUGCUGGUUGCAAAAGUGACUCAGACUGUGAAAACCAGGGAGAUUUCUGCCAUAACUUGACCAGAUUAUGCCUGCCACUACCUACAACUGCCAUAACUUCCCCUCCUCGAAAAAGUGCAUAUGCCUGUAAUUCCCAUGCAGAUUGCAAAAUGACCGAGUUCUGUCAUUUUCUCAUCGGAAUGCGGAGUCGAGAUAAAUCCAGAGGCUUUGGACCAAACAAUAACUUGAAGUCUGCCCUCGGGGUAUGCAUUGCCCGAGCUUUAAAGGAUGUUCCUGAGGACCCAAGUCCAUUCUCUUCAAAUUGCAGUCAUGCUGCAGAUUGCGGAAAGGGAAGGUGUUGCUUAAAGGAUUUAGGGUUAUGCGUGGGCUAUCGCUUGCCUGGAGAGCUUUGUGUUGCAGAGGACGUAUCAUUCGCCUUUUCCUGCCCAUGCCUACAAGGUUUCACCUGCAUCAGUAGGAGACGUCCCAUGCGACUCAGGAGACUGGAGAGAAAGCUUAAACUGCCCAAAGAAGUAGUGAAGAAGCUGAGCUUACAGUUUGAUAAAACAAAUGAAUUUAGGGUUGGCAAAUGUCAGCUUAUUUCUGAUUGAGAUGUGGAAGCUCUCACUAACGCCGAACAUGAGCCAGUGCAAGAUCACAUUUUCCAAGUAACAAUGGUGGUUCCGUUAGAUAGCUUUACACCCGACCAUUAUAAACUGAAAAGAGAGAUCGCUUGUGACAGAUGCUUAUCUGGCAUGCACAGACUAUUGUAAAAUAUACAACAAGUUAUGAAAGUUUACAGGAGCUUCAUUGCCAGUAUGCGUAUUGUACAAAACGGAUUGUCCGCUAAUUUUUCUGUAAAUAACCGAGGUCUUACUAUUAUGGCCCAGACAAUUAAAGGGAAGCAUGUGAAA